AUGGUUGAGGCCGCUUCGAACGAUUUGGAAGCUUUGGUUGAUGAUGCCAUCGCCCUCCCGGAUGGUGUGAUCAACUGUACCGAAUUGAACCGUUUGUUGAAAUACUUGGUCGAAGGAGUAUCGAAAAUAGCCAACGAAUUCGAAGACCUUCGAACAACUAAUGACGAACGCUUCCAACUGUUCGAGGAUGCUAUCGCUGAAGCGAAAGAACAAGCUGAAACUUACGUGGAACAGCAACCCACAUUGGUCCCGUGCGGAACGGCUAUCGUCAGCGAGCCGGAACAAUCAGAAACCGCCCCUCAAAAGGAAAGUCUCUCGAAAGAAGUCACCUCAGAGACAUUGCUGAAAGAGAUCGACGAACAAGCCAACGAGUUCCGGGAGCACGAAUCAAAGCUGCUUGCGGUCAUUGGCGAUCUCGAACAGCGACUGGAAAAAGUGGAACAAUUGUUCUAUCAAAAACUGGAACAAUUGUCCAACGAUUUCCAGCAGUUCCAAACGUUGGUUGAGAGCAAACAAGCAAACCUGGAGGAAGCCACAUCGACUGCAUCGAUGCAGCAAACAGUCAGCUCUACCGAGCACAUGAAUAAACUAACCGAAUUUACCGACAAACUGGACGAACUGCAAAGGCAGAUGGAGCUACUUCUCAGUCACCGGGAUCAACUUCCGCUCCGAAUCGAAGCACUACUAGAGGAAAAGCUAAAGGAAGGCGAAAUCACUGCUACGGGCAAGACACAUUCACGCGUAGGCAGUGUCAGUUCAUCGAAGGGUUCUGUUACGCCCGGCAAAUCAUUGUCUCACGGUCGGAUGACAGAAUCGACCGCAACGACCCAAGCGCUGAUGGAGAACUUAAGCUGUCUCUCCUGUGACACUAAGAACGUAGUACAACGGAUGCGAAACGGACGCUAUCUGGCACCACGAACGAGCGCAAAGUUGGCCGUUGUUGCACGAAGACUGCAAGAGUCGGAUGAUGUACUCAGACUGCAGCCAGGAUCGAGGGGUAGUCGUACUUGCGGCGGCGCUUACACGGUGGUCAAACCGGACGAAAGAGUUUUCCGACAAGUGAAUGUGCAGUUUAAUCGCACGAUUCAGGAAGAGAACUCUGAACAAGACUGUUGA
Molecule: messenger RNA, 1116 nt
Organism: Anopheles marshallii
Lineage: Eukaryota; Metazoa; Arthropoda; Insecta; Diptera; Culicidae
Exons: 1
Coding region: 1-1116 (371 amino acids)
Source: RefSeq, a predicted model, not a curated record